This is a messenger RNA of Leguminivora glycinivorella, 2183 nucleotides long. RefSeq names its product putative RNA polymerase II subunit B1 CTD phosphatase RPAP2. The transcript has a single exon. NCBI's taxonomy places the organism in Eukaryota, Metazoa, Arthropoda, Insecta, Lepidoptera, Tortricidae. The record is from RefSeq and is a predicted model, not a curated record. Gene Ontology annotation, molecular function: RNA polymerase core enzyme binding; RNA polymerase II CTD heptapeptide repeat phosphatase activity. The coding region runs from base 185 to 1888 and encodes 567 amino acids. Gene Ontology annotation, cellular component: cytoplasm; nucleus.
ACAAUGAAUAAACAAUGAAUACGAUUAAUUUUGAUUGUUUCUAAACAGACAGAAAGUGUCAAACCUGCACCAUCGUGAUUGGUGAUUAUUUUAUUUUUUGUGACAACAAUUUUAAAGAAAGCGGAAUAAGUUUACUCCUUAGAUCUCAAAAAAUAAUUGCUACUUGUUAUUUUUUGACAUCAUAAUGGAAUCCCCCGCAGCAAAACCUAAAAAGAAGCCAACCAAGAUCGAUGAAAUGACUAAGGAAGAAGUUCGACAAGCGAUCCUUAAAAAACGUGAAUGUAACGCAAAAGCCCAAACUAUCGUGGAAAAUUUGUUAGAAACCAAUAUUUCUGAAACGUACUUAAUGGAAUGCCUGCCCGACAUCAACCAGAGCCACUUCGAGGACAUCAUAGAAGAGAGAUCCAUCCUACACGUCUGUGGUUACCCUUUGUGUGACAAGCCUAUCUCUGAGAAAGAUAUUCCUAAGCAAAAGUACCGAAUAUCGGUAAAAACGAACAAAGUUUAUGAUAUAACUGGCAGGAAGAGCUUCUGCAGUAACCACUGCUAUAAUUCAGCAAUGCAUGUGAAAAAACAGAUGUUGACAAGUCCGUUGUGGUUUAGAGAGUAUGAGGUUAUACCAAAGUUCUGUUUGCUACCCUUGGACUCGGUAGGAAGCAUGGGGCAGGAGAUAGAUGUGUCCAUCAUAGAAAAAGUUAAGACUGUGGAGCGGCCAGCCUUCACAUCUAUCAAUGACUUUGCAAAGGCCAGUUUGCAGGAAAUUGGAGGCAAUCAAGGUAAGGAUAAUGAUGAACCUGAAAAGAAACAAUUAGAGACCGAAACUGAAGUGAAAAAUAGCAUUGAAAACACUAACAAUGUAAAUGAAAAAUCAGGCUCAAGUACAACAGAACCUGUGCAAGAAAUAACAAAAAGACCUGGAGUUGUGAAAUCAAAGCCUACUCCAAAUCCUUUAAGUAUUGUAGGAGAAAUCGUAGAGAGGCCCGAGCGGAAAAUAGACCCCAUUCUCACAAACAAACCCCCAGAACUGAAAACUCAAGUGUCACAGACUAAGAAGGUGCAUCAGAAGAAGCAGCCAGCCAUUAGUGCCAUUACAAUUGAAGUAGAAAAAUGCUUGGCCGAAUGGUUCACCAUAGACACCAUGAUGUUCUUAUUAGGAGAGGAAAAAGUAAGAGAACUUGUCACAGAUAAAGGUGAAUGCAUCAAGGAAUACAUGAGUAACUAUGCCCAGAGCAUAUUCUAUAACUCAAACAACUAUGAUCAAUAUCAAGCUUUAUGUCGAAAGUUGAAUAUGCUCGAGCUUCAAGACAAAAAGAUUGACGCUAAAGCAAAGAGGGAGUUAAAACCGUUGCCUGACUACUCAAUACUGCAGGAAGAGAGCAAACGAAUGCAAUUAAAAGUAAAAGCAUAUUUAGAAGGCACUAUGGAUAUUCCGGAACCAACAUCGACAGACCCCACAGAGACCAGUGAAGAUGCAAAGGUAACACAGUUACCGUUAGUUGAUAAAAACGCACAGAAUGCUUUACGUAGAAAGAUAGUAUGUCAGCAUUUAAAUAAAGUGCUACCAGACUUGUUACGGUCGCUAGGUUUAUCAACGUUUUCUGUAGCUGCCGAGUUGAAAAUACUUGUAAAUACUUUCAAGUUAAGUGCAAAUAACAUUAUGUUUAAGCCAAUACAAUGGACUCUAAUAGCAAUAAUAGUGUUGAAGCUGCUUUCGUUGCGGGACAAACGGUUGGAAUACAACUUGGAGCAGCACACAGCGUUCCAGCACCUGCAGCUGUUGCUGCUGAGUUACCAGCAGGACGGUGGCUAUGUGGACCGGCUCAUAUCUUGGCUGACUGACAUUGACAGGCUACUCGACAAUAAUGACACGCAAAUGACCGUGAACUGAAACUGUUUUUUCAGUACAGAUGGUGUUUCGCACUUUAGUGCGAGAAGUGGUUCAUUAUAUGUCAGGACGAAACUUCAGAGGGCCAUCUGUACUGAAAAACGUCGUACGAUACACGUGCAAAAAGGAAAUUCUUAACUCGUAUCGAUUUAAAACACUCCCUUCGGUCGUGUCUUAAUUUAUCGCCACUCGUUUUGGAACUUCCUUUUUUACGCACUUGUAUCGUAAUGUACUAUUAAACAUCUUAACUAGCGCCAUACUGUUGUAUGUGAUUAUAAAUAAAUUAUUUUGCAAAUAA